Molecule: messenger RNA, 156 nt
Organism: Dovyalis caffra
Lineage: Eukaryota; Viridiplantae; Streptophyta; Magnoliopsida; Malpighiales; Salicaceae
Source: the annotation of a GenBank genome assembly
AUGUGUGCCUGUAGUUCCCAUAUGGGAGAAGCAAGAGGUCCCGUGAUUACAUUCCAUUGCGAUAAAGAUGAAGAUUGUGUAGGCGAAAAAUGUUUUGAGGCGGUCCGAGCAAAAGCAUUCUCUCCUCCACAACAUCAGGGGCGCAAGGCACGGUAG